Messenger RNA from Panonychus citri (citrus red mite), 2980 nucleotides. RefSeq names its product lysosomal alpha-glucosidase-like. The record is from RefSeq and is a predicted model, not a curated record. Gene Ontology annotation, molecular function: carbohydrate binding; alpha-1,4-glucosidase activity. Gene Ontology annotation, biological process: carbohydrate metabolic process. NCBI's taxonomy places the organism in Eukaryota, Metazoa, Arthropoda, Arachnida, Trombidiformes, Tetranychidae. The coding region runs from base 275 to 2908 and encodes 877 amino acids. The transcript has 7 exons.
GACCCAAAGUUACUCAUCACGAGCUCGAUAUGGUCAUCACCAUGUUUAGGCUAUUCAUUUUCUCAUGAUUAACCAACUAAAGGUGAAUCAACAUUUGUCUUACAAUUAACGCCCUAUGAUCAAGUAUAAAUACUAGAAAUAUAAUAAAAAACAAAGUUAAUCAAUAUUCUAUUGUAACAAAUCCAAUUAUUGAAAUUGAUCAUUAAAUAUAACUUUUUGAUUGUAUCGUUGAGUUAUAUUUCAACUAAGUUGGCUUGACAACGUUACAAUUGUCAUGAUGAUUGAAAAGUUUUUCCAAGUCUCAUUGAUCACAUUGAUCGUGAUUGUAACUUGUAAUUGUGAAAAAUUUUGUCCAAUUGAUGAUAAAUUAAAAUUUGAUUGUCAUGCUGAUCAACCAAGAAAUCAAGAAUCUUGUGAGAAACGAGGUUGUUGUUGGACUAACAAUCAAGACUCAAAUACAAAUCAAAUACCUGAUUGUUAUUUUCCAAGUGAUUAUCAAGGUUAUGUGAUUAAGAAGCUUGAUAAUCAAGAAAAUGGUGUAACAAUUAAAUUGACCAGGUUAAGAGGAUCUGGAUUACCGAAGGAUAUUGAAAAUGUUGAUGUCGAAGUGAUUGGAUUGGACCAUGAGCGAGUUCGAGUCCGUUUUAUUGAUGCCAAUUCUUCAAGAUUUGAAGUUCCAAUGCCUUUUCUUAAUAUAUCACAAGUCGAUACAAUUGAUUCACCUCUUUACACAAUUAAGAUUAAUCAAAAUUCAAUCUUACAAGUUAAUCGAGCAUCAACUGGUUUACCAAUUUUCCAAGUUGAUUUGUCUAAAUUAAUUUACGCUGAUCAAUUCAUUCAAGUUUCAUCGAUUGUACCAAAUUCAUUUCUUUAUGGUUUAGGUGAACAUAAAGACAAUUUUCGAAAAAAUCUCGAUAACUGGAAACGUUACACUCUUUUCGCCGGAGGCACAAACCCCACCGAGAAUAUUAAUCUCUAUGCAUCUUUCCCUUACUAUCUAAUGGUUGAGCCAGAUAAUCAAUUCCAUGGUAUUUUCCUUUUAAACUCCAAUGCAAUGGACAUAAUCACCCAGCCCACUCCUGCGAUCACGUGGAGGACGAUCGGAGGUAUUUUGGACUUUUUCAUUUACCUUGGACCAUCAGUCCAAGAUGUCGUCCGUCAGAAUAUUAAUCUUAUCGGUCGACCAGUAAUGCAACCUUAUUGGGCACUAGGGUUUCACCUUUGUCGAUAUGAUUACAAUAGUACAGUUAAAACUCGUGAAACUUUGUACAGAAAUAUCGAAGCAGGAAUACCAAUCGAAGCUCAAUGGAAUGACAUUGAUUAUAUGGACAAGUACAACGAUUUCACCAUUGAUCCAGUUGCUUUUGCUGGAUUAGGUGAAUAUGUUGACGAAUUACAUUCAAAAAAUUUACGAUACGUUCUGAUAAUGGAUGCUGGUGUAAGUGGAUCAGAAGCCCCUGGAACUUAUCCACCAUUGGAUGAUGGAAUUGAAAAUGAUAUUUUCAUCAAGAAUGAGCUGAAUGAAACUUUCAUGGCAAGAGUUUGGAAUCUUCAGUCAACCGUUUUCCCUGAUUUUACUCAUCCCAAAACAAUUAACUAUUGGACGAAACAAUUUGCUGAUCUGAAGGAGAAAGUUAAUUAUGAUGGAGUUUGGAUUGAUAUGAAUGAACCUUACAACUUUUAUCCAAUCAUGAAAUGUUCAGAUAACCAAUACGAUAAUCCACCAUAUACUCCAGGCAUUCAACCUCUUUACAACAAUACUAUUUGCAUGUCGGCAAAACAAUAUGGCGGAUUACAUUAUGAUCUUCAUAGUUUAUUUGGAUUACUGGAAACUGUGGCUACUUAUGAAGCUGUCAAAAAUAUCACUGGUACUCGACCUUUCAUCUUGUCAAGAUCUACAUUCUCAUCGCAAGGUCACUAUGGGUCACAUUGGUCAGGAGACAUAAGGUCAGAAUGGGAUUUCAUGAAAUAUUCAAUCUCAAAUUUACUCGAGUUUAACAUUUAUGGUAUUCCGAUGAUUGGUAGUGAUAUUUGUGGAUUUGCUGGUAACACGACUGUCCAGUUGUGUAUGAGAUGGUCAUCGUUAGGUGCUUUCUAUCCGUUUUCAAGGAAUCACAAUGAUUAUGAUACAAUUGAACAAGAUCCUGUCGCUUUAGGACCUAAAAUCGUUGAUGCUGCCAAAUAUGCGGUCAAAUUGCGUUACCGAUUGUUACCUUAUCUUUACACGUUAUUUUUCAAGGCUCACUUGUUUGCCGACACUGUGGCCAGGCCACUUUUCUUUGAAUUCCCAAGUGAUCCUGUUACUUAUUCAAUUGAAAAUUCAUUCAUGUGGGGAUCGGGAAUUUUGAUCGUUCCGAUUCUUGAGCCUGAUGUUAAUUCAACUAACGCUUAUUUCCCGUCUGGACUUUGGUACGACUUUGCCAGCUCACAACUAGCGAUCAAUAGUUCUGGACAAUAUCAUUUGUUAUCUAUCGAUGAUGAUAAGAUCGGUGUUUAUGCUCGAGGUGGUUCAAUCUUACCUGGCUAUUUAUCGGCUGCAAUGACCCUUACUGACCUAUCAGCUGAUCCUGGUUAUCUGUUUGUUUUCCCUGAUGAAUUGGGUCAAGCCUCUGGUUCAUGGUUCUCUGAUGAUGGUCAGUCAAUUGAUAAUAUUGAUCAAGGACAAUACACUUUUGGUCAUUGUAAAGCUACAAAGAAAAUGAUCUCAUGUGAUUACACCAAAAUUCAUGAUAAAGGUAAUUUCAAACUUGGAGGUUUGAUCAUCACUGCAGUUGAAACAAAACCAGAGACAAUUAAAUUAAAUGGCAAUCAAAUUAAUUCAGUUCAAUUCAAUGAAGAAAACAAAUCAGUUAAAAUUGAUUUACCAGUUGAUUUUAAUUAUCUUCAACCAUUUACAAUCAAUUUUUAAUGAAAAUUGAUUCUAAUUAAUGUUAAAAACAAUCAAUAAAAUUAUUUUAUCCGGGAAAAUUAUUAUCACUAA